Molecule: messenger RNA, 2760 nt
Organism: Clonostachys byssicola
Lineage: Eukaryota; Fungi; Ascomycota; Sordariomycetes; Hypocreales; Bionectriaceae
Source: the annotation of a GenBank genome assembly
AUGGCUACUCAAACUUCCGCUCUCUCUCAGACUCUGGAGAGCAUCACGCUCACCAAGAUACAGGAGCUCGAAAAGCAGCGAGACAAGUACGAGACGAAAAAAGCAGCCAUUCUUGAGGAAGCGGCGGGAUACACCGGCCUGAGAACCCGCAUUGCCUCGCUUCUUCACGGCGUGAGGGAAAUCUACCCUGAGUGUACCUCGGACCGGGACGUCAAGAACAUCCACUAUUGGUUGAACCAGUCGAUGCAUGAUGUCAACGUCCCUGACGAGCUCCUGGAAAAGUACGAGGAGGUUCUCAGGUCCAAGCUCGAAGUUCCCACCCGCAAGUUUGGUCUGGGCCACCUGUACGCAAGCCUCGUCAAAGAAUGGAUGGCCGUGUCCGCCAGGGAGCCUUCGCCAGGCGCAGAAGAAGAGACCUUCGAGGUCAUCGAUCGCCAGAAGCAGCGACUCCAGGAGCUCUGUGACAAGUUUGAAAAGGUGGUUUUCGAGCCUCUUGAAACGGACGAAGCGGAGAUUGAGCGUUAUCUGAUCGACUUGUUUUCACGAGUGGAUGAAGCCAAAGGUCAGAAAUCUCUCGAAUUCUUGAGAGAUUCAAUUGGGAAAUCUUGCUCCUAUGUCUUUGAGGCUCAAGCACCAUUCGAUACAGAUGUCUUGAGAUGGUGUAUCAAGGGCCUCCUAGCUGAACACUUGAUCAGUGAGGAAAAGCAGAAUUUGCUUCGAGGGUUUCUGGAGAACGAUAUUGUGCUAUCUGAGAUGGUUGAUGUCUUGAACACAAGAUUUUCAGAUAUCGAAACUUGGGAAUGGCAGGUCGGUGAAAAUGGCAGUGAGUACCGCAUCCCAGCCGCAAGGCUUGGGAAUCCACUUGAGAUCGAUCAAAUGCUGAUAUAUGCGCCACUAGUUCCCGUUCUUCCCAGGCAGCAGCUCAAUGGCAAGUACCGAAUUUGGAUUGAUGAAGACGUUUUGCAAGCCUUACUCGUUCACUAUAUUGGCACAAAGUUCUGCGUUAGCCUGAAACAAACACUUACCCAGUUCAUCUCCACCGGGUCUACUUGGAAAUGGCAUAUUGGACCAUAUCCUUACACUUGGGACAAAACCCGCCGUCUCUACUAUCUCAUGAACGAUGUUUCGCCAAAUACAUCAAUCAACACCAUGAGAUAUUCUCAAUACAUCCAAGACUUCUUUACAUGCGCCUUGCCAAGCUCUGAGCAUUCUCAAAGUUUUGGGGGCUAUCUUGACGAAGCCCCGGAUGAGAUGGAGGAUGCAAAGAAGGGCGGGAAGGGCAACGUCAAGCAACAGUUGCUCCGAACUCUCGCCAGCGAGGCACUCCUACAUCGCCAUUUGAAGGGCGAAGUAGCCAUGAUCCAGACUGAUCUGGAGUGGUAUGCUACCGGCCUCUCUCACUCUACCAUCUUCUCCGUCAUGCGUUUCUUCGGCUACUCAGACAAAGUGAUCAACUUCUUCACCAAGGUCCUCCGGCCACCUCUAAAUGUUCAGUCCCCUGAGCAUCCUUUUGGAAAGGGCCCUCGUAUCCGACAACGAGGAGUUCCCAUGUCUCAUGCUAUUGAGAAGCUGCUUGGUGAGAUGAUUUUAUUCGUCAUGGAUUUUGCCGUGAACCAGAAAGAUGGGUUACUGGUUUAUCGUCUGCAUGAUGAUAUCUGGCUGUGUGGAGAACCGACCCAUUGCGCCAGAGGAUGGCAGGUUAUGUUGGAUCUAGCAAAGGUCUUUGGCCUAAGCUUCAACCAACAGAAGACUGGAUCGGUUUAUUUCACUGGGAGUAUGAAGGACCCUGCCGUUGAGCAGGUCUUGCCGACAGGAGAGGUUCGCGUCGGGCAUCUGGUUCUUGAUCCCGCUACAGAACUAUGGAAGAUUGAUUAUGUUCAGGUAUCUGAGCAUGUUGUGCAGCUCAAGAAGCAACUAAAUGCCUGCAAGAGUGUGAUGCAAUGGGUUCAAACAUGGAACAGCUGCAUGGGUCGAUUCUUCAGCCAUACGUUUGGUGAGCCUGCAUUCUGCUUUGGCAACGGACAUGUUGAGAGCAUUCUGGCCACAUACAAGGAGAUGCAGAAGGCUCUGUUUAAUGAGGGAAAUUCUACAGAUAUUGGCGUUGUUGAAUAUCUCAAGGGUAUUAUUCGAGAUCGCUUUGGUGUUACUGAUGUCCCCGACGCCUUCAUUUAUCUGCCGGAGCAGUUUGGAGGACUGGGCCUCGCCAACCCGUUUGUUAGACUGCUUGAGAUUCGCGAGAGUCUUCAAGAGUCACCACCAGAAAAGAUUGUUCAGAAGAUCUUGGACGAAGAGAAGAAAGAAUAUCUUGAGUUCAAGAAGACUUUUGAGGAAUAUCGCAACUUUGAAAAACGCGUCAGUCGCUGCAUGCGGAAGUCUACCAACCAGGAACUCAAAGAGACGUCAUUCAAUAGGCUCACAGCUAUUGAGCGUGAACACUUCAUGAGCUUUGAAGAAUAUUCUCGAUUCAGAGAAGUCUUGAGCCAGCCACUAGCUACGGCUUAUGAGAAACUAACAGGAGUCCCUGACGUGAUAGGACCAAUUUUUGACGAUGAUGUACACAAGAUACUUAGCUACGGCGCCGAUAAAAAGCUUCUUGGUGGCGAUGCAAAGAAACGAGAGAUCGGCUGGGCAUUGCAGCUGUACGCAGAUACGCUUCGGCGCGACUAUGGUGGUAUGAGGCUCGUCGACAAGAAACAUCUCCCUCUGGGCGUCGCAACAGUCAUGCGAGGGAAAGCAGUGAAGUGGACUAUGAUUCUAUGA